AUGAGAAGCAGAGUCAGGGAACAAUUUUGGGAGAGUAUCCCGCGCUGGAUCAAGAGCACACCAGCAGUGCCAAGGGAUUGGGAUACGAAGUUGCAGGUACUUGAGGGCCAUUCCGGCGAGGUCACAGCAGUCGCAUUCUCGCCCGAUGGCAAGACUCUUGCAUCGGCAUCAAGUGACAGUACCGUCCGGCUCUGGGAUGCAACGACAGGAAAAUUUCGUGGCCAUUCCGGCGAGGUCAGAGCAGUCGCAUUCUCGCCUGAUGGCAAGACUCUUGCAUCGGCAUCAAGUGACAGUACCGUCCGGCUCUGGGAUGCAACGACAGGAAAAUUUCGUGGCCAUUCCGGCGAGGUCAGAGCAGUCGCAUUCUCGCCUGAUGGCAAGACUCUUGCAUCGGCAUCAUGUGGCGGUAUCGUCCGGCUCUGGGAUGUAACGACAGGAAAAUUUCGUGUCACUUUUGAGGGCCAUUCCAGCGUGGUCAGAGCAGUCGCAUUCCCGCCUGAUAGCAAGAUCCUUGAAUGUGAAUAUUUCCUCGGACGUUUUUCGUUUUUGGAUGUUGAGGUGGGAAAUAUAAAGUUAUCGGACACAACGGAUGCCUUCCAGUUUUCCUAUACGGCAAAUACAGGAAUCCCGCAGAGCAGACAUCCCGUUGGCCCAAACCACCAAACCUUCACUAGCUUGCCGUUGAUGCUUCACGUAAGUGAUAAUUGGAUAUACUUCGGAGGGCAAAGGUUUUUUUUGCUUCCGCACGAUUAUCGGGCCGCAAUCUUCUCUGUCCAAAGCAACACUGUUGCUCUUGCAUCUAACUCUGGUCGGGUUUGUUUUUUUCAAUUUCAUCUCGAUUUGAUUCCAUGCUGA
This is a messenger RNA of Tricharina praecox, 855 nucleotides long. Its product is annotated as WD40-repeat-containing domain protein. The record is from RefSeq and is a predicted model, not a curated record. The transcript has 3 exons. Gene Ontology annotation, molecular function: protein binding. Lineage: Eukaryota; Fungi; Ascomycota; Pezizomycetes; Pezizales; Pyronemataceae. The coding region runs from base 1 to 855 and encodes 284 amino acids.